This is a messenger RNA of Microdochium trichocladiopsis, 1311 nucleotides long. Its product is annotated as cytochrome P450. The record is from RefSeq and is a predicted model, not a curated record. Bases 1 to 1311 code for a protein of 436 amino acids. Gene Ontology annotation, molecular function: monooxygenase activity; oxidoreductase activity, acting on paired donors, with incorporation or reduction of molecular oxygen; heme binding. The transcript is spliced from 3 exons. Lineage: Eukaryota; Fungi; Ascomycota; Sordariomycetes; Xylariales; Microdochiaceae.
AUGACACUGCUCAUAGUAGGCGCGGCAUCAGUCCCGCUGCUUUGGGCAACCUCGCAGCCGUGGGCCUUGUUCCGGAACUACCAGAUCGCCCGAGUGCUUGGCCUGCCCAUGGUUAUCGUUCCGUACGAUCCUGAUGGUUUCCUCUUUGGCGUGCUCUCGGAACCGUUGAAACACCUCCUGCGCAGGAUCUUGCCCCAAUCUGCCCGUCAGGCCUUCGACAUGACCUUAUGGGGGUGGGAGUGGCACGACAAGAGUGCUGCCCACGAAGGUCUGGGUCUGUCCUUUGUGGUGGUUACACCAGGCCUCACACGUCUCAUAACGGCAGAUCCGGCGAUGGCGAGCGCGAUCCUCACACGGCGACGCGACUUUGUCCACCCUGAGGUGACGACAAAGAUCAUGGGAGUCCUUGGUCAUAACAUCGUCGCUGUAAUCUUGGUCUCGACAGCGUCGCGUCGUCGCGUCGUCGCCCCUGCAUUGAAUGAACGCAUUAGCAGCGGCGUAUGGACCGAAAGCAUCGCGCAAGCUAGCGGUCUAGCCGACGCCCUGCUUUCAUCUGCGCCCACCAUCACCUCCACACCUCCUUCCCUCGACAACACGACCUCGACCGACACUGUCCCAGGCCUUCGAGCCAUCGCCAUCAAUGUCCUCAAGCGCAUCGCGUACGGGAAGCCCAUGCCAUACAUCCUCCCACGAGAAAGCGAUUCGACGCCCCUACCGAACGCGGACAUGACCUACGUCGAUGCCAUCUCUUUGUGCACUGAAAUGCUCCUCCUCGCGGCUUUCGUGCCUUCGGCGAUCCUUCCUCUGCCUAUCAUGCCCCGAUCCGUGCGCAGACUGGGAGUCGCUCUCGCCCGGCUGCCGAGGCUGACUGACGACAUGCUCGAGCAGGAGCGCCACACGAACAGCUCGAAUCUCGCACAGGAGGAAAACGACGAUGGCGGCAGUACCACGGCGCCACACACCAUCAUGACAACACUCGUGCGACUCUCCGACGAGCCCAAAGAACGGGACCUACAUGCAGCGAAGACCACGGGCGACGAUCAGGUGGCCAGUAAAGCGCAGUAUCUCACCGAGGACGAGAUCGGGGGCAACCUGUUCAUCUUCACUCCCGCUGGCUUCGACACCACAGCCAACACUCUGGGAUACGCCGUGACUCUCUUUGCCGCGUAUCCAAAGUGGCAGGCGUGGAUCCAGGCGGGCGCGGCGUGUUUCACGGCAACGGCGCCUUGGCUGGUGGUGGCAGCGGGCCAAGCACCUCCUCUUCUCAGACAGCCUCGAAGUCUGCCACCUCAUCGUCAUCCAAGUCUGUGA